GAAGCAGCUCGCCCCCCAUUCCUCGCCCCCACUCACUCCACCACGGACCAAACCCUCGCCGCCGUCGCCCCCCUUUUCCCCUCCACCGGCGGCCAUGGACCCGAUGAUCGGCGUCAGCAGGAGCGACAUGCUCGCCGGCUUGGAGCGCGACGGCUUGGACCCGGGGACGCUGGACGCCGGCACAAACCUGCUGCUCCACGUCGUGUACGACUACCUCCCGGACCCGCCCGUCUCCCCCACCGCCACCCUCUCGCUCGCCGGCGCGUCCUGGGUCCCCGACGGCGUCGACCGCAUCAGCUGCCUCCCCGAUGUGGUCCUCCGCGACAUCAUCUCCCGCCUCCCCGCCAAGGACGCCGCGCGCACCGCCGCCCUCGCCUCGCGCUGGCGCCCCCUUUGGCGCUCGGUGCCCCUCACUCUCGUCGACAGCCACCUGCUCCCGGACGGCGGCGCGCGCGGGCAGCUCGUCAUCGGCGCUCCCUCUCCCCGCGCCGUCACCGCCGCGGUGUCCCGCGUCCUCGCGGCGCACCCGGGCCCCUUCCGCUGCGUCCACCUCACCCGCACCACCAUGGAGGAGCACCGGGGCGAGAUGUCGCGCUGGCUCGACAUCCUCGUCGCCAAGGGGGUCCAGGAACUCAUCUUUGUCAACCGGCCUUGGCCGAUAGACCUGCGCCUCCCCGCCACGCUUUUCAGCUGCUCCACCCUCACCCGCCUCUACCUCGGCGUCUGGAGGCUGCCGGACACCGCUGCCGUGCCGCGCGGCGCCAGAUUCCCCAAUCUCAAGGAGCUCGGUCUGUGCUUCUGUGUCAUGGAGGACCGUGAUCUGGCCUUCAUGCUUGAAAGAAGCCCCGUCCUGGAGUUCCUCGUCCUCAUGGGAAGCCAGACCGGAGUGCGCCUCCGCCUCGUCAGCCAAAGCCUGCGGUGUCUUCAGCUGGGCUUUACCUGCUUGGAGGACAUCGAAGUGGUGGAUGCCCCUCGCCUGGAGAGGCUCUUCCAGCGGGACACCGACGUUACUGAGGGCGACACUGCCACGAUCAAGAUUGGGCGUGCACCUAACCUGCGUGUGCUGGGAUAUCUUCAGCCAGGAGAGCAAGAGCUGGAGGUCUGCGUGGCUGGGAGCAAGGAGAAGAUUGCCCUUAGUGUGCAGAUAUUGGCCAUAGAGGUGCGAUUCGGUGUUCGUAGUGCUGUCAAGAAAGUGCCAGGCUUUCUCAGAUGCUUCCCUAACCUGGAGACGCUCCAUGUCCAGUCCCGCAUCGAUGAAGAGCCCAAUGGCAAGGUCAAUCUGAAGUUCUGGCAGGAGGGCGGUCCCAUGAAAUGCGUCGUGCAGAGCAUCAAGAAGGUGUUUUUCUACGAGUUCCAGGGGUUGAGAAGCGAGGUUGCUUUCCUCAAGUUCAUCGCGGAGAGAGGUCGGGUGCUGGAGCAGAUGGUUGUUGUGGUGGCCAGUGAGUGUUUCUCCUCAGGGGACAAUGUGAAUGCGAAGCUGAAGCCUCUGAUCAGUGCAAAAUGGAGCAACAAAGCUUGCAAAGUAGAGCUUUUCAAGAGCCCACUCGACAACGUGGGAGGUCCAGCUUACUGCCACGAAAUAGCUUCGGAUUUUGAGGUUGCUGAUCCUUUUGAUCUCAACUACUACUAUGAAGCAGAAAGGAUCUCUCUGUAAGGUAAUUAGUAGUACCCUGCCUCUUGCCUCUUGCCUCUUGCCUCUUGUGCUGCAAGACUACUGUUACUAUUGGGACCUGAAUUUCUGCAUGAUGAUGUUGUUUUGCCAAGUCAAGUCUUGUGUGGUAGCAGUUCGAAUUAGACAAAAUAUUGGCACACCAGUUUCUAUGUCUGUUCCUUUGAAAGUCUGUUCAGUGAGCCUUCACCUUAUUCUGCGUUAAAGGGCAAAGGACUGACGAACGGCUAAUAUAUGUAUCCAAUCAUCAUGUUUUCCCAAAAUUUAUAAAACAUGCACCAGUUAUUGUAGUCAGUGGCAUUGCAUAGCAAUUGCCAAGGACUCUUUUGUAAAUCAAUAUGCUGCCUUCUGUAAAAAUAUGGUAUGCCACUCUUGAAAAAAAAAUCCUGCAGAUUUUUUCAUGUUUUUUUUAGUUUAUUAUUUGGAGGAAUACCAGGACUUAAUGAGUUCUUUUGUCAAAGGAAUAUUUCAACAUUAUUCAGUAUAGUAUAUUUUUACACUCAUUCGUGUUGGGCUGGGAUACUUAAUUUUCAUUUGUUUUUCCUGUAUUUUCUUGUUCCUGAUGUCCAAAGAGUAGAGCCACGUA
Molecule: messenger RNA, 2255 nt
Organism: Triticum aestivum (bread wheat)
Lineage: Eukaryota; Viridiplantae; Streptophyta; Magnoliopsida; Poales; Poaceae
Product: F-box/FBD/LRR-repeat protein At1g13570
Exons: 3
Coding region: 95-1654 (519 amino acids)
Molecular function (GO): protein binding
Source: RefSeq, a predicted model, not a curated record